CUCACCGGACGGCAGGAUGGAGGUCAGGGUGUGGACUGUGUGUCUUCUGGUCAUCAUCACACCUGGCUGGACAGCCGCUCAGAGCACCACCAACUACACCAGGCCCAUCUUUAACUGCGGAGGUCAUCUGGUCACUGACUCGGGCAUCAUAGCCAGUGAAGGCUUCCCGACUAACUACAAGCCCAACAGCAAGUGCGUCUGGUUCAUCACUGUGCCAGAGGGACAUGUGGUCAUGCUGUCUUUUCGCCUAUUCGACCUGGAGGCUGACCCCACCUGUCGCUAUGACUACCUUGACGUCUACAACGGCCACACCCGCCUGGUGCAGAAACUGGGGCGCUUCUGCGGGACGUUCCGGCCCGGCGCUCUCAUCUCCACCUCGAACACCAUGAUGCUGGAGAUGGUGUCGGACGAGGCGACGGGAGGGCGAGGAUUUCUGGCUUACUUCAGCGCUGGGAAGCCUCAUGUGGAAGAGAAUCAGUUCUGCGGCGGCCGCCUGACAAAAGCCCAGGGUUCUGUCAAGACGCCUAAUUGGCCCAACUCCGAUUACCCAGCAGGCAUCAGCUGCUCAUGGCACAUCUCUGUCGAGCCCAGCAAUGUUAUCGAGGUAAAGUUUGAGAAGUUGGACUUGGAGCCCGACAUGUACUGUCGCUAUGACUAUGUGGCGCUGUUUAACGGUGGGGAGAGUGACAACUCCAGAAGAAUCGGGAAGUUCUGUGGUGACAGGCCACCGGGCGUCAUCGUGACCAAUGGCAACCAACUUCUCGUCCAGUUCGUCUCUGACCUCAGUAUCACUUCAGAUGGCUUCAUGGCCCACUACUCCAGUGUGCCCCGUGGGUCACGGAGACCCACUGCUGGGGGGGACUUUAUACACAGACCAGGGACAACGUCUUCAACACGAGCGCCUGCUCUACCACCAUUAAGGCCCACUAAACAAACACCCAAAUUUAAACCAAAACCAACAUUAAAACCGAUCAAAAAACCACCGCCUAAAAUCCCCAUCAAACCCCCGCCACGGAAGCCCACCGCAAAGCCUGGAAUCAAGCCCACGCUGAAACCGAAACCAGUCAAACCCUCAACCAAAGCACCGGUGAAAAAGCCAACAAAAAAGCCUGUGCCCAAACCUGGAGCUAAACCCACCCAAAAACCAAAAGUGACAAAGCCGCCGGUCAAACCAAAGAUUAUCAAGCCGAGCCUGAAACCAAGCAUCAAAGCUAAACCCACCCGUAAACCUCCACUGAAGAAAAAACCUACACCCAAACCUGCUGCCAAGCCAGCAAAGCCAACACCAAAAGGCUCAGCGAAACCAAAGGCUAAACCUACGCUGAAGCCAAAAGUCAUCAUCAAACCUGGGGUCAGCAAGACUGUGACAAAAAAGCCUGUUUUCAGCAAAAAACCCGUGCCACUGAACCCACUGUGCACACAAGCCUGUAAGAGAGCAGGAACUCUUCAGUCCAGCUUCUGCCCGCACGACUUCGUGAUCACAGGCAAGGUCACGGCGGUGGCCUCCGCUCCAGGCGGCUCAGCUACAGUGGAGGUGUCCAUCAUCAAGGUCUACAAGGCAGGGCGACUGAAUGUCACCAAAUCAGGACCGGCUUUGUCAGUCGUCCUCAACUCCACCUGCAAGAGAUGUCCUGGCCUGACCAAAGGCCUGAACUACGUCCUUAUGGGAAAAGUGGACACACAAGGGAGAGGUCAGCUGACACCGUCCAGCUUCACACUCCUCUACAAGCCCGUCCAUGGCAAAGCACUGGCCAACCUGGCAAGAAAAGGCUGCUGACAGCACCGACCAGUCCAACUUAUCCUCAGCAUACAGGAAUUCAACGCUAAACUCUCAAAUAUGAUUCUGAAUCACGUGUGUAUGUAAUUUAUGAUAUUUCUGUAAUAA
This is a messenger RNA of Synchiropus splendidus (mandarinfish), 1885 nucleotides long. It is a transcript of the gene pcolceb, whose product is annotated as procollagen C-endopeptidase enhancer b. NCBI's taxonomy places the organism in Eukaryota, Metazoa, Chordata, Actinopteri, Syngnathiformes, Callionymidae. The coding region runs from base 17 to 1777 and encodes 586 amino acids. The transcript is spliced from 9 exons. The record is from RefSeq and is a predicted model, not a curated record. Gene Ontology annotation, molecular function: protein binding.